AUGCAGGCAAUAUCGCCGACCUUGCCCUCGAUCACCGAGAAGACGACUCCUUUUCCCUGUGGAACCGGUGUGAAGAUUGCCGAUGAACGUGUUGAUGACACACAGGCCGACAUUGACCAGCUCUGCCAGAAUAUCACCAACAUGCAAGCCAACAUGUACCUGAUCCUGCAGGAACAAGCGCGUUUGAUCAAAGAUCAAGGGGACACGAUCGAGGCCCUCAAAAAGCACAACAACCUGCCGGCCACGGGUGCCACUGCUCUGUCGACCGACGCUGCUACGUUGGAUGCCCUUACUCAAGCAGUUCAGGCCCUUCAUGAUCGAGUCACUGCCAUUGAGCUCACGGUCAACAAGGCUGUGCUUUUCGGUGAUCAGCAAGGGCAAUCUGACAUCUCGGUAGCCGCAAACUCGAUAAAGAUGCAAGACAGGGAGCGCGAAAAUUUCAACAAGUGCUUGGAUGAAACCCUCCGUGAUUGCGCACGGGACCAUGGCGCUAUCAAGCGCUCCCUGGAUGGCUUCCUCGCGGUGUAG
Podospora anserina S mat+ is the source of this 528-nucleotide messenger RNA. RefSeq lists its product as uncharacterized. The transcript has 2 exons. Bases 1 to 528 code for a protein of 175 amino acids. The record is from RefSeq and is a predicted model, not a curated record. NCBI's taxonomy places the organism in Eukaryota, Fungi, Ascomycota, Sordariomycetes, Sordariales, Podosporaceae.